Messenger RNA from Cucurbita moschata (crookneck pumpkin), 1320 nucleotides. RefSeq names its product F-box/kelch-repeat protein SKIP30-like. The transcript is spliced from 2 exons. Gene Ontology annotation, molecular function: protein binding. The record is from RefSeq and is a predicted model, not a curated record. NCBI's taxonomy places the organism in Eukaryota, Viridiplantae, Streptophyta, Magnoliopsida, Cucurbitales, Cucurbitaceae. Bases 209 to 1246 code for a protein of 345 amino acids.
UAAUAAAUAUCUAAAGUGAACAACCAUGGCCUCACAUUCUCGGCGCGCGCGGGGGGUGGAUAUACUGCAACUAGUCUCACCAUUUCAGGUAUCAAUCUCUCUGAAAGAGCUCGAGCUCGUUGGACUCCAGAUUCGUUUCAUAUUGCUUGGAUUUGUUCCCAGCAAGCUUGCCUUCUGAGUAAAGACUAACGAAUACGAAAGAAAGAUCAUGUCUGGUUUGAUUGAAGGACUACCUGAUGCAAUUUCCAUAAGAUGUCUUGCUUUUGUUCCAUAUUAUCUCCACCCCAAGUUGGAACUCGUUUCUCGCUCUUGGAAAGCAGCUAUUCGUAGCACCGAACUGUUUAGAGCUCGACAGGAAGUUGGUUCGUCCGAGGAUUUACUAUGUGUGUGUUCUUAUGAUCCAAAUAAUACAUGGCAGCUUUAUGACCCUCUUCAGAACCUUUGGAUGACCCUCCCUGAACUUCCAUCUAAAAUAACGCACCUUGCGAAUUUUGGCGUUGUCUCCACUUCUCAAAAGCUGUUUGUUCUCGGUGGCCGUGGUGAUGCUGUUGAUCCAGUGACCGGUGACCGUGAGGACAACUCUUCAACCAACGAGGUCUGGUCGUUUGACCCUGUAACUCGAACAUGGUCCAUGCGAGCACCAAUGCUCGUGCCACGUUAUACGUUUGCCUGCUGUGUUGUGGAUGGGAAAAUUGUAGUAGCAGGUGGCUUCACCAGCUUAUCAAAAUCAACUUCUCAGGCAGAAAUGUAUGACAACGAGAAGGAUGUUUGGAUUCCAUUACCUGAUCUACUUCACACCCAUGAUUCAACCUGCAUUGGCUUGAUGAUUGGAGGAAAAAUGCACGUUAUGUACGGGGGGGUCUCCACGGUGCAAGUUUUUGACAGUUUGGAGCUGAAAUGGAGAGUUGAGGAUUACGGCUGGCUUCCCGGCCACAAGGCUGUGGUUGGAGGUUCACUCUACACCAUGAGCCAAGGACUUGUCUUCAAGCAGGAGGAACGAGACGCGCAGGCUGUUGUUUCCGCGUCUCAGUUUGUCCAAAGGAUCGGUAUGGCAAUAGUCGGGUUUAGAGGUGAAUUGUAUGUAAUUGGAGGCGUAGUUCGCCCCGAACGCUUCGAUGGUGACCUUGUAAAACUAUCUGACGUCCAUGUUCUUAAGGUGAGGAAUGAGAAGCCAAGUUGGUAUUGUGCUGCUCCUAUGAGCCGAUGCUCUGGGACUGUUCUUGGGUGCACGGUGUGGAGAAUAUAGGAUUUAAAUGCUAAUUUGAACAUAUGAACUAUUCUUAAGUUGAUCACUAUUUUUUAGUCAGAGAAUAUGUAACA